AUGGCGGAUAAACAAGCACUGGAAAGUAAAGAAUUCGAUCCAACAGAAUUCCAACACACACGAUAUAAUCCUUUGAAAGGAGAGUGGGUUCUUGUUUCUCCUCAUCGUAUGAAAAGACCCUGGAAAGGCCAAGUUGAAAAAAACUCAGAAGACGAAAUCCCACGUUGGGACGAGAAAAACCCACUCUGUCCUCGAGCUACUAGAGCCAGUGGCAACGUUAAUCCAGAUUAUUCAAGUACGUUUGUGUUUGAAAAUGACUUUCCAGCUUUGUUACAGGGUGAUUCACCUCCUCCAGGCCAGUCAAGUCACCACUUGUUACAAUGUAAACCAGCUAAAGGAACWUGCAGAGUGAUGUGUUUCCAUCCUUGGUCUGAUGUCACUUUACCUCUAAUGUCCAUUCCUGAGAUUGUCAGUGUCAUACAAGAGUGGAUAAGACARUUUAAUGAACUCAGCAAGACUUACAGAUGGGUCCAGAUAUUCGAAAACAAAGGAGCAGUUAUGGGUUGUUCUAAUCCCCACCCACACUGUCAAAUUUGGUCUAGCUCAUUUCUACCCAACGAACCUGCUCAAGAGGAAGCCCGGCAAAAAGAGUACAUGGCAAACCAUGGUAUACCAAUGCUUCUGGAAUAUGUAAGACUAGAAUCACUGCAAAAGGUUCGCAAUGUCGUUGAAAGUGUUCAUUGGCUUGUUGUAGUGCCAUAUUGGGCAGUAUGGCCUUAUGAAGUUCUGUUACUACCAAAACGUCAUGUACUGCGGCUAACAGACUUGACUGACGCAGAACAACAAAGUCUUGCAGAAAUUAUGAAACAGCUGUUGACGAAGUACGAUAAUCUAUUCGAGACAUCAUUYCCGUAUUCGAUGGGCUGGCACGGUGCUCCAACUGGCGAAGAAGACACAGAAUGUAGUCACUGGCAACUKCAUGCACACUAUUAUCCCCCGUUACUUCGCUCAGCUAGC
Molecule: messenger RNA, 957 nt
Organism: Exaiptasia diaphana
Lineage: Eukaryota; Metazoa; Cnidaria; Anthozoa; Actiniaria; Aiptasiidae
Product: galactose-1-phosphate uridylyltransferase
Biological process (GO): beta-D-galactose catabolic process via UDP-galactose, Leloir pathway
Cellular component (GO): cytoplasm
Molecular function (GO): UDP-glucose:hexose-1-phosphate uridylyltransferase activity; zinc ion binding
Source: RefSeq, a predicted model, not a curated record